GGAACCCGGAUGUGGACGGACGGUGUCCCUCUCGACUCCCGCGUGUCUUUGAUACGUCCUGCCCGUAAGCGGAAGUGUCUGGGAUUCCGCUCUGCUCCUCCAAAAAUUGGGAGACGUCUGCAUUGAGUCGAACCCAGACCGACACCACCCUCCAUCUAGCGUCGCUGUGCAUCCUCUAUAUCAUCACAGGACAUGCACCGUCAGGUCUGCGCAAUCAACGUGAACACAGUGGAGGAUUAAGUUACUGCUGCUGGCGGGGGAUUAUUGUAUUGGCCUCCUCCUGUCACACCCGAGCCUUCUGUGAUCCUUUUGCCAAUUAGGAGAGGUCGAAAGCCAGACAUGUCUUUCCGGCGCGGUGUGGUCAGGCAGAGCAAGUUUCGCCACGUCUUUGCCCAGGCGUGGAAAGCCGAGCACUGCAUCGACGAUGUCAGAGUGUCCCGCGUGACGUGGGACACUGCCCUCUGUGCGGUCAACCCCAAAUUCAUCGCUGUUAUCAUCGAAGCCGGCGGAGGAGGGUCCUUCCUCGUUGUUCCGAUCAGCAAGAGCGGCAGAAUCGAUCAGGCGUCGCCCACGGUGUGCGGCCAUGCAGCACCGGUGCUGGACAUCCAGUGGUCUCCUCAUGACGACAACAUCAUUGCAAGUGCCUCAGAGGACUGCACAGUAAAGGUGUGGCAGAUCCCAGACGGGGGCCUGACGAGCCCAAUGACUGAGGCCAUUGUGAUCCUUGAGGGACACAGUAAACGAGUGGGAAUCCUGGCCUGGCACCCAACCGCUUUCAAUAUCCUCCUGACUGCAGGCUGCGAUAAUGUGAUUUGUGUGUGGAACGUGGGCACGGGGGAGCUUGUGUACCAGCUGAAUGAUGCCCACCCGGACCUUAUUUACAGUGUCGGCUGGAACAAGGACGGCAGUGCUAUCUGUACUGUCUGCAAGGACAAGGCUCUGCGUGUCAUCGACCCGCGACGGGGCACCGUCCUCAAGGUGAAAGAGAAAGUCCAUGAUGGCACCAGGCCAAUGAGAGCUGUGUUCCUCUCAGAUGGGAAGAUCCUCACCACAGGCUUCAGCCGAAUGAGUGAGAGACAGAUGGCAUUGUGGGAUACGAAGGAUCUCUCUGAGCCAAUGGCAGUACAGGAGAUGGAUACUAGUAAUGGGGUCCUUUUACCCUUUUAUGACCCUGAUACAAACAUGGUCUACCUGUGUGGAAAGGGGGACUGCACCAUCCGGUAUUUUGAAGUGACAGACGAAUCCCCGUAUGUUCACUUCCUCAGCUUGUACAGCAGCAAGGAGCCACAGAGAGGUGCAGGCUUUCUUAGUAAAAGAGGUGUCGAUGUCAACAAGUGUGAAAUUGCCAGGUUCUACAAACUGCAUGAAAGGAAAGUGGAACCCAUUUCUAUGACUGUUCCACGAAAGUCAGAUCUGUUUCAGGGAGACCUUUACCCGGACACAGCUGGCUCAGAGCCGGCCCUCCUGGCUGAUGAAUGGAUCGCCGGGCAGGAUGCACCGCCCCUGUUGGUCUCUCUGAGCGGUGGGUACUCAGCUCCUCCAUCCAAGCACAGAGACACCCUCAGAAGCAAACCCAAGCUUGUCUCGCAGGACUCUGGGACUGGGGCUGCACCGCCUUCAGCGGGCAAUGCACCAGCUCCCACAUCUACAUCUAGCUCUGCCGCCAAGGAGACGGAAGAAGAGGUGCAACAGCCACGAGUAGCCACAAGGGAGACAGAUGGAAUUACAGAGAGGCCGAAAAGAGAGGACGAAUUGUUGAACGAGCUGUUAGCAGAAAUGAAGGCCCUGCGUGCCGUCGUCCUCGCUCAGAGCCAGAGAAUAGAGUUACUGGAGAGGCAGCUGGCUCGAAUUGAGGACGGCGAUGUGUGAGCAAGGCAGAGAGCAACUACAUUCGGAGGGCAUACUUUCUAAAUCCACAGACCGUAGCCUUACUAGAGUCAACAGUACCUUAAGCUGUGUGAGAUGAAGAAUGUAGUGCAGGUUAGUGACUGUGGACCACAGGGGCUUAAAACCAGGUCAACUAUUGUGACGAAAACGAGACCACUCAUUUUUUCUGUGACUGUUUUCCACACUGUGGUUGAGAACGGGGUGUCAUCUACGUAGAGUGACAGUGAGAGAAUAUUUUGUUUCCAUAUGAAGGAGUAUUGUAGCAGCUAUUUGGUGGUACAUAUAGUGCAGCUUUGAGCUUUGCAACACCCCCACACUAAUAUUGAAGGGCUUUGAAGGUGUUAAAAUUCCACAAAUGCCUCAAGUAAAUGCACAAAGUAGUGAUAAAAUAAUGUCUUAAAAUAAUGAAGUUUGACAUACUAUAGCAAAGCAAAUGAGUACCUCCAGUAUGAUUUUCUUUCUCUAAAGCACUCACAAAUAUAAUCAUUAGGGCUAUUUAAUCAAGUAGUUAAAGCUGCUAAACUGUGAUGUCAUAUCAUGCCCCCAAUUGUUAUUCAUUGUGUGUGUUAAGCUUUGUUUUACUGCUUCAUUAUAGGACGCCAUGUGUAAGGUUAACCGUAGGACAAAAUAUUGUGGUACACUAAUCCUGACCUUGACAGUGAGAGUUAUGUAACUGAUAGCUGAUGAGAGUUUAGCCGAGUAGUUAUGUGUAUCGUGAUUCUGUGUCGUCUUUGCAGUCAAUGAAAAGGUAGCACUUGUGAUUUCUUUUUUUUUUUUUUUACAUCAUGUUAUCAAGCACGAGCUGCGGCUUUACGAAGGUUUCUGUAACGUCCCAAGGCAUGGUAUUUGUCUACAUAACCAUUAAGAGAUAUAAAUACACAGAAAUACUUGCCUCUGUCCUUCUUUUGACACACGUAGAAAGACUGCAGUAUAUUGUGUACCUAAAGUACCACGAUUUUGAGUUUAGUCGUCAGUUGUCUUCGAGCUGUAAGCUAAAAUGAGAGUUGUUCAGUGGACACAACCUAAGUUGUGCUUUAUACAAUUAAUACAAAUAUAACCUAACACAAGUAACAGUACAGACUUCCUAAAACACUCUAGAUUUAUUCAGAUCAGCAGUUCAAAGAGGAGGAAGUUACUGUGAAAUGAAAAGCAUAUUCUAUUGGUGUUAAAAGAUUGAAAGAUUUUUUUUAAAUUUCUUUUAAUUUACUUUGGUUUUGUGUUGUUUUUUUGGUUGCCAUUUUAGAGACAUUUUUCUGUUAAGUCUCCGUCAGUCGAUGAUCGUGUAACAAUGGUACAUUCCACAUCAAGCUUAUCCCUUUAUUGCUUACUUUAUAUUUCUUUAUGCACUGACCUCACAACACUAACUGUAAAACCAGUAGCAGAUUAAAUGAGACUACGUUGUGAAAACUUAAUAAACAUUCAUUCCUCCUUUGUAUUAAAAAGAUU
Messenger RNA from Anoplopoma fimbria (sablefish), 3333 nucleotides. It is a transcript of the gene coro1b, whose product is annotated as coronin, actin binding protein, 1B. Bases 340 to 1869 code for a protein of 509 amino acids. The transcript is spliced from 12 exons. The record is from RefSeq and is a predicted model, not a curated record. Gene Ontology annotation, molecular function: actin filament binding. Gene Ontology annotation, biological process: actin filament organization; cell migration. NCBI's taxonomy places the organism in Eukaryota, Metazoa, Chordata, Actinopteri, Perciformes, Anoplopomatidae.